Molecule: messenger RNA, 3123 nt
Organism: Otolemur garnettii (small-eared galago)
Lineage: Eukaryota; Metazoa; Chordata; Mammalia; Primates; Galagidae
Gene: CRISPLD2
Product: cysteine rich secretory protein LCCL domain containing 2
Exons: 15
Coding region: 144-1634 (496 amino acids)
Cellular component (GO): extracellular region
Source: RefSeq, a predicted model, not a curated record
UGCUGCUGCUGCUGCCGCUGCUCGACGCGGGAGACGCCGGCAUAGAAGUUGUGGUUGGAGCCCUGCGGAGAGCCUCGAGCGCCCAGCCUCGCCUCGGGAGCCCCGGCUGCCCUGCCACCUGCUGUCACCACACGUGUGGAGCCAUGAGCCCUGUCCUGGGCACUGUCAUCCCCCUGGGGCUGGUGUUGUUGGUCUGCGGAGCCCAGGGUUACCUGCUGCCCAAUGUCACCCGCCUGGAGGAGCUGCUCAGCAGAUACCGCGCCGAGCCACACUCCCGGGUGCGGAGGGCCAUCCCCCGGGAGGACAGGGAGGAGAUUCUCAUGCUGCACAACAAGCUGCGUGGCCAGGUGCACCCCCCAGCCUCCAACAUGGAGCACAUGACCUGGGAUGAAGAGCUGGAGAAGUCUGCGGCGGCCUGGGCCCAGGAGUGCAUCUGGGAGCACGGACCCACCGGGCUGCUGGUGUCCAUCGGGCAGAACCUGGCCGUCCACUGGGGAAGGUACCGCUCCCCCGGGUUCCACGUGCAGUCCUGGUAUGAUGAGGUGAAGGACUACACCUACCCCUACCCCCACGAGUGCAACCCCUGGUGUCCGGAGAGGUGCUCGGGCGCCAUGUGCACACACUACACACAGAUAGUUUGGGCCACCACCAACAAAGUUGGCUGUGCCGUGAACACCUGCCGGAGGAUGACUGUCUGGGGAGACGUUUGGGAGAACGCGGUCUACCUCGUCUGCAAUUACUCUCCGAAGGGGAACUGGAUCGGAGAAGCCCCCUACAAAACUGGCCGGCCCUGCUCCCAGUGCCCGCCCAGCUAUGGAGGCGGCUGCAGGAACAACUUGUGUUACCGAGAAGAGACCUACCACCAUAAACCUGAAACCGACGAGAUGAACGAGGUGGAAACGGCUCCCAUUCCUGAAGAAAAACACGUCUGGGUCCAGCCGAGGGUGGUCAGGCCCACCAAGCCCAAGAAAACCUCGGCGGUCAGCUACAUGACCCAAGUCAUCAGAUGUGACACCAAGAUGAAGGACAAGUGCAAAGGCUCCACCUGCAACAGGUAUCAGUGCCCAGCAGGCUGUCUGAACAACAAGGCAAAGAUUUUCGGGACCCUGUUUUAUGAAAGUGCCUCCAGCAUAUGCCGGGCCGCCAUCCACUACGGGAUCCUUGAUGACCAAGGGGGCCUGGUGGACAUCACCAGAAACGGGAAGGUCCCCUUCUUUGUGAAAUCUAACAGAAACGGCAUUGAGUCUUCCAGCAAAUACAAGCCUUCCAGCUCAUUCAUGGUAUCAAAAGUAAAAGUGCAGGACUUGGACUGCUACACCACUGUUGCUCAGCUCUGCCCAUUUGAAAAGCCAGCAACCCACUGCCCAAGAGUUCACUGUCCAGCCUACUGUAAAGACGAACCUGCCUACUGGGCUCCUGUGUUUGGAACCAACAUCUACGCAGAUACCUCAAGCAUCUGUAAGACGGCCGUGCACGCCGGUGUCCUCAGGGACGAGAGCGGGGGCUACGUGGACGUGAUGCCUGUCGAUAAAAAGAAGACCUACGUGGGCUCUCUAAGGAAUGGAGUCCAGUCUGAAAGCUUGGGGAGUCCUCGGGAUGGAAAGGCCUUCCGGAUCUUUGCUGUCAGGCAGUGAAUUCGCAGCACCAGGGGAGAAAGGGUGUCUUCAAGAGGGCUUCGGGGUUUUGCUUUUAAUUUUGUCAUUAGGGGGAGGGACACAUGGCAAGUCGGGAAACUUCCUUUGAGUGGCACUCGGCAUCAUCCCUUUGUGGUGAGGGUGAUGUCUAUCCCCCCACCACGGACAAACAGCAUCUUCAGGACCUUGGCCGGACAGCUGGUGUCCAGUCCUGCGGAGGCCUGUGGUCUCCCUCCGGGUGGCCUCUCUCCUUUAGGGAUCUGACCCAUCUCUUAAAGGGGACAGUUGCCCGAGAUGACUAUUGCCAUGUGCUCCUUUGUAGGUGGUGGGAGAGGGUUCCAAUGCCCUCCCCAGGUGUUAAGGUGCAUGAGAAGAGGUAUGUGGAAAAGUGCGGGGGGUUUUCAGGAUCAGAGUAGAGGGGAGUUAUUUAAAAAUUUAAAAAAACACAGUCCGUCCCUACCAAUAGAGAAAAAUGGGGUUAAUGUUUGCUGGUCAGACAAAUGGGCUGGAUGAGGGUAUAGGAGACCCCAGCUCUGCCCUGACACAUGUCCUUGCUGGUGUCCUGCUGUGGGUCCCAUUUUGGUGGCCACGUGCAGGCUGGUCAUAUAUACAGCAGUGCUGGUUUAUUUAGAGUUCAGCGGUAACUCCAGAGAUUUAUCUUGUCUUUGUCAUUCCCUUUGUCUGAGUGGCCCGUCUAUUUUCUGCAGUGACCUUUGGUCCCAUUGAGGACCAAUGAAUCAGGAUCCUUCCUUUACCCCCUACCCAUUGUGGCUCCCACCCCACUCCAGAAUGAUCUGUGUGUCCUACUUCACACCCGGGACUUUGCUUUGCAAGUGGUCCUGUUUGAAACCCACUUUUUCUUAACUCCUGAUCUCUUAAGGCUCCAUCGAGGCAUUGGAGAACAGCCAGAGAAGGGCAGCUUUGCUGCUGCUUUUUAAAAAUGACGAUUAAAUGUGCAGAUUCCCCAUGUGUCGGCUGACCUAUUUUUUAGCAGUGGGAGGAAUGGAUUCCUUGGUACAUUCCUUACCGAGGUUAGCGGCUCAGUUUGUGGUUAUGAAACCGUCCUGCAGCGUAAUAACAGUGAGAGAGGGUAAUACACUGGGAGGGUUUCUUUUCCUGUUUUUGUGGAACAACGCUUGCCAGACGUUCCUCCAGCUCUGGGGAGUGCAGUGCAUUCUGGCUGCCAUCACUUUAUAAAAGUCCUUCCUAAGCCCAGACCCAGAGAGCCCACAGUGAAAUGAAAUACCCUUUUGUAAACAGCAUUUCUUUGCAGAAGGUGAAAAUACUACCCUCCAGCACCAGAUGAGCCAGUAUAUCACUUUUGAGAAUGCUCAUUUCGGGUUUGGAUUCAUUCUCCGUCAAAAUAUUUCUUAGGCAAAAGAAGUAGCAGAAAGAAAAAAAAAUUAAGAUUCUGUUGGCUGGAAAAGGAUACCUGAGAGGUGCCUCCUUCCUUAACGCAGAAUCUGAAGUUAAAUAGCUUUUAAAAAAA